Molecule: messenger RNA, 2567 nt
Organism: Struthio camelus australis
Lineage: Eukaryota; Metazoa; Chordata; Aves; Struthioniformes; Struthionidae
Source: RefSeq, a predicted model, not a curated record
UUUUGUGAUUUCUUCUGUGACAGUGUCUGUAUAUUGCAGUUGAUACAUUACAGCUGAUGAAGUCCCUCACCUGAUAUUGUAACCCUUGUUUAAGAGGGUAACUUGACUAGCAGGAGGAACCAGGAAGUAAAAGCUGCAUCUCCUGAGGCCUGCCGGUUACUUCUAGCUUGAAGAAAGUGACACUGGUUCAAAAUGAGUGCAAUGUUGGAAACCCCUGAACUGCCGGCAGUGUUUGAUGGGGUGAAGCUGGCUGCAGUUGCUGCUGUUCUCUAUGUUAUUGUUCGCUGCCUGAACUUAAAGAGCCCAACUGCCCCUCCUGAUCUCAUUUACCAGGACUCUGCUUUGUCCCGCUUUCUGCUCAAAUCCUGCCCACUUUUGACCAAAGAGUACAUUCCACCCCUGAUCUGGGAAAAGAGUGGACAUAUCCAGACUGCCCUUUAUGGGAAGAUGGGAAGAGUGAGAUCACCACAUCCAUAUGGACUUCGCAAGUACCUCACAAUGCCAGAUGGAGCAACUGCAACCUUUGAUCUCUUUGAGCCACGAUCUGAGCACUGCAUUGGAGAGGAUGUCACAAUGGUAAUCUGCCCUGGGAUCGCUAACCAUAGCGAAAAGCAGUAUAUCCGCACUUUUGUUGACUAUGCGCAAAAAAAUGGUUACAGAUGUGCUGUCCUGAAUCACUUGGGAGCCCUGCCAAAUAUUGAGCUGACUUCUCCACGGAUGUUCACAUAUGGUUGCACCUGGGAAUUUGGUGCUAUGGUUAAUUACAUCAAGAAGACCUACCCUCAGACCCAGUUGGCUGUAGUAGGCUUCAGCCUAGGUGGAAAUAUUGUGUGCAAAUACCUUGGAGAGACCCAGGCCAACCAGGAGAGAGUCCUGUGCUGUGUCAGUGUGUGCCAAGGGUAUAGUGCACUGAGGGCGCAGGAAACCUUCAUGCAAUGGGAUCAAUGUAGAAGAUUUUAUAACUUCCUCAUGGCAGACAACAUGAAAAAGAUCAUCCUUUCUCACAGGCAAGUUCUAUUUGGAGAUAACAUGAAGAAGCCACAAAGCCUGUCAGAUGCAGAUCUGAGUAAACUCUACACAGCAACAUCCCUCAUGCAAAUUGAUGAUAAUGUCAUGAGGAAGUUCCAUGGCUACAGUUCCCUGAAGGAAUACUAUGAAGAAGAAAGCUGCCUACAGUACUUGCACAGGAUCUAUGUUCCUCUCCUGUUGGUUAAUGCUGCUGAUGACCCUCUGGUGCAUGAGAGUCUUCUAUCGAUUCCAAGAGCUCUUUCAGAGAAACGGGAAAAUGUCAUGCAUGUGCUGCCCCUCCAUGGAGGCCACCUGGGCUUUUUUGAGGGGUCUGUGCUCUUCCCAGAACCUCUUACUUGGAUGGAUAAGCUCGUGGUGCAGUAUGCCAAUGCCAUCUGCCAGUGGGAGAAGACAAAGUCUCACUGCUCAGACACAGAGCAGGCUGUAUCUGGCCAGGAGUAACUGACCCAAAGACUCUGGAUCACUUCAGUAUAUCUCCCCCUGUGGGAACUCCUUGUUCCUCACCCGCUGCUUCAGGUUUCCAUUCCCCUUGAUAUCCUAGGGUUGGGGUUUGAUCACAUGUUUCCUUCUGAAAAGUGGUGUUACAGCAGAGGUUAAUAUCUGGUCAGAGAAUCUUUGCGUAUGUAGUCAUUUGGGCUUGUAACUUAUUGUUCUGCUUGAAUUGGGUUGCUGACUGUGGCCUGUUACAGGGUUGUUGAGCUCAAGAGCUUGUUUUAACUAUAUCAGGAGUUUAAAAUGUCAAAUCCCUUCACCAGCUGGUCAAACUUCAUCUUCAGCAUUUAUUUAGGUGUAGAUGACAGGGCAAUUAAGCUUUCUUUGUUCUGCUCUGUCCCAGUGCUGGAAAAACCUUGUACCAAGCCAUAGCCAGUGGUUUGGUCUAGUAUGUGGCCUACAAAAACAGAUGCCUGACUGCAAGUGGAGUUCCAGCCUUGCACCAUUUCAAGGGGGUCUCCUACUUCCUAGGAAUGCACUUCCAAAAGUCAAUGGUUGAAAAAUACUUAGCUCUUCCGUGCUUCUGCUAUCUCUGGUUUGGGAUGUUUUUAUGCUGGGACUCCAGGUAGAGAAAAGCUACAGGUUGGUCAUACCAGUUAAUACUCUUCUAUGUAAACAUGUUCUCAUACCAAGACCAGAUCCUUCUUGUCACCUUCUUGUCAUAUUUGCCUCUUUUUAAAUGUAGUUGUAUUUUUAGUACUGGAUUUGUUUGACCCAGGGCUUUGUAAAGCUGGCUCUGCCUUCCAAAUGGAAAUCGGUGAUUAUGAAUCUGCAGGAUCUUUCUGUGGGUCAAACUGUUUUUUAAAGUAUUUAGUAGAGAAUUGAUGUACACUAUUAGGGACUGGUUUAUAGGGGAGGAAUGUAUUUUUCCUUGACUUCCUGUUAUGCCAGGUCUGUAUCAAAAUUCUUCUGCUUAACUUUUCAGAGCAUUGAAUGGUUUUCCAUCACAUGAUUUGCUCUAUUCGAUGGGAACUGGAUGGCUCUAGCCCUGUGCAACUGAAGUAGCACCUUCAUAUUUAUGUAAAUGCUGUAGGAUUACUGGCUCC